AGUAUGAAAAUAUCUCCACAAAUCCAGCAGGCAUGAGGCUGGGGACUAGAGGGCGCGGUGGGCACACCCCGGGUGAGCGUUCAGUGCUCGCCCGGACAUCGUCCCGGCUGGACGUCUGUUUACCCUUUGUUACCAACUCGUUCCGCACCAACUUCUUCGGAACAAACGGACAGUAAGAAUGAACGGGUUCGUUGCUUUCAAUGUCUGUUAAUCGACAAUGUGAAGUGUCUAUUGUGUUUAAAAGCGAUCCUUACAGUAAGUGUUUUGCGCCGGGAAAAGAAAAUUACACUUUUACUGAAAUGUUCAGGAUUUUACUUACAGAUUUAUUCGGAUUUUAGAUGUAAACGAUUGAAGGAUUACGAAAAGUAAAGCACAUUUACUUCUUACAAGAUGGUAAUAAUCAUCAGUCGAAUAUGUGUGCGUUCGGGUGUGUUGGUGCUCGCGGUGGCAGGCGGCGUCUCGGCGCGUGUCGCCGGCAAAAUGGGUGGCUACUCCAACAAGAUGGGAGGGAAAUCAACGAGCGGCAUCAACGAAGAAAUAAUAUGGAUAAGCAUAAGCAUGGCAAUAGCGAUAGCGGUGCUGAUAGCGAUCGCGUUGUGUUAUAUCCUGAAGGAGAAGUGCACCAAGCGACAGUCCUACAGGGAGCAAUCAUGACGAUACAAGCAGGAGUUCGCGCGGCACGCCCUCGCGGAUUCCCUCUCAGAGUUCGAGUUCCCCUCCUAUACGCUCUACCCACAGUACUCGCCCGACGGCACUGAAUACUUCUACAACUUCCAUCGAUUCUCAUAUUUAAAAGACAGUUUUAAACUACCCCCAAAGGAUUAUCCAAAGGAAUAUCCAAUUAAUUCUAUACAAAUAAAUGACGAUAUUUACAUAAAUGCGUGAUUGAAAGACGUGUGUCUCGCUUGAGGACGAUGUUCAUUAUGACGAAUUUACGCGACUAAAGUGUCGUACUGUACCAAGCAUUAAUGAUAACUGUACUUUAGAGAUGUAAUCUAAUUUAUUAUAUGGAAAAUGUCUGUAAAAUGUAUAAAAUUAAUCGGAAUUGAAUAUGUGGUGUUAGAUGUAAGAAUAACCUUAUUUUAAUUUACCUAUUGUCAUAAUCAUUUGUUUAUCAUCUCAAUAACCUCAAUGUCGUACAUCAUUCUGUGACUGUGAUAAAAAAUACGGCUAAUACUCCUUCCAUACGAUGUUAAAGAUCAUAAAUAUAUAAAAAGUCGUCUAAAUUUCCCUCUAAUACGGUAGCAAAAUUGUAAUGUCCAAUCUUUUUUAUACCCGCUUUUAUCAUUCAAUAAAGUUGUUUGUCCAGUCUAGAAUUACGACCCAUGUGAGUCGUUCCCAAUUAUUUUAUACACCAAAACAAACUUAUCAAAACAUUAUUUAUGAAUAGAGCCAACUAACGAUAUAAAACGUACACGUUUUAUGAAUAAAACACAUAAAAGGAGCUUAUUCCUUUGACUAAUAUCAUACGUAUCUUUUCAGUCGAAAC
This is a messenger RNA of Papilio xuthus (Asian swallowtail), 1489 nucleotides long. RefSeq lists its product as uncharacterized. Bases 391 to 654 code for a protein of 87 amino acids. The transcript is spliced from 4 exons. NCBI's taxonomy places the organism in Eukaryota, Metazoa, Arthropoda, Insecta, Lepidoptera, Papilionidae. The record is from RefSeq and is a predicted model, not a curated record.